AGGGCGCACAGCGCACAGCGUGGAACCACCGACGAGCCCAGGGUGAAGUGUGUGGAUCUGCCAUGUCCAGAUUUCUCAAUCCCAUCGGGGCCGCUUCGGCUGCUAUGCGGACGCCUGCCCGACGUAGAGUGGUACAAAAAGUGCUCGACCAUGCGAGCACGGCGGUGUGUGAGAGGGAGUUCAUGAUGCUGAUGAACGCCCUGCCGGAGGACGUGGAGGACACCAAGGCACCGGCCAAGAUGGAGACGUUGCGGACGGCGCAGAAGUCCCUACAAGUGGCCACCCAGAAAGCGGCAGCUCACCGAGGGCAGGACUACGUGACGUUUCGGAUGAAGCAGCUCUCGGGGGUGGCGGCGACGAAGAAGAGGCGUCGCCGAAACGGGAUUGGUCGGGGACGAUUCAACCUUGCCAGAGUUUAUUAGUCGUCGCCCCCAACACUUGGAGGGUUGUAUUUCACGUUUCUAGUUUGGAGGAGGAGGUCGAGUCAUGUACUCGAUUACAUGUCAUGGUGUGAUCGUGUUUUUUUCGAAGAUGGGAGUGUUCUUGGUACAGUAUAAGGCGAAGCUUUCAGGUAUCGGUGAUGGUUUUGGCCAGUUCGACGUGUGGCUCCUUAUGUUGGACUUUAAAGCCUCGGCGCUGAGCAUUAGUGGUACUUUUGUUCUUUGGCGUCCCCGUUAGGUGAAAGAAGAGGGCAAAAUAAUAACUGAAAGGCCAAAACAACAAACGCUUUCACUCAGGCUGAGGCUGGUCGUGAACUGAACCGUAAGUUACACACAACAUCGCCACACACCACGGGCUGAUUCAUUGAGUGCAAAGUUCUCCAAAGUAAGCAAGGUGGGCGUGGAAAAGUGCGGCGCUCAAAAUACCAUGCCCAGAGACCCAUCUUUCGUUGUUGGCAUCCCUUUUGUUGAAACGUGGACCACAUGGGCAAGUGUGACACCGAACAUGAUUGCUUGAUAUUUUUUUACCGUAACACCACCGCUUGAGACGGACAAUCCUAUCGGACAAAGCACCGAUGAAUGACAGGCAAGCCCAAGGCUAAUAC
Molecule: messenger RNA, 1045 nt
Organism: Ectocarpus siliculosus
Lineage: Eukaryota; Phaeophyceae; Ectocarpales; Ectocarpaceae
Source: the annotation of a GenBank genome assembly